AUGUUGCCCUUCCAAAGUGGUGAGAGGUUGAACAGUCGGCAAACCCCACCUUUCGCUUUAGUACUGGGAUUUUGGGGCGGGACCUACCACAAACUGAGCUUUCAAGACUUCAGUGAGCCAGAAGAGGAGAGUGCAUUACUCGUCUGCGAAGAAUCUCCUUCCGUUUCAAAUGGUCAUAUUUUAUUUGGUAACUGCUUCAAAAAGGCUUUUUAUUCAAAAACACUAUCAAAUACCUUAUCAGAGGUGAAACUUUGGAAAAGAUUAGGAAAAACAUGUCUUGAAAAAAAUGAUAAAUUUUGGAGGGAUUUUGCUAGCUUGCUGUCGAAAAGAAUUUUCAAGCUAUUAGCACUCCUACUUGAUGGAAUACACAAUAUUUUACUGGCCUCUGAAUAUAUGAAGGAUAAUUCACGAUCCUGGAGCCUUGCAACAGCAUGUUCUCAAGUAGCUACCUUGAAUGGUAUACAAUUGCUUAAGCUUGAACCGAACAUCGAAUAUGCAUUCCCACUCUUCCUUCAACCAUCAAAAAUCAUUCCAGUGCAAAACGGAUUGGAAGUGAAAAGAACCCAACGUUCAUACGGGUCGGAGGAGGCUGCCGUUUCACGAAAGACGAAGCGUUUACAUAGGAUAGCGAGGGAUGAAAAUGAAAAUACCAGUAGUGGGAGCAAGAAAUGCAAAAAAAUCAGCGCCACAGCACUGAAUGACACCAAUGAACACAUCGAAGAUAUUCGACGAUUUGCACGGGCCUUCAAAAUGAAGCGAUUGAGUUUGGGUCUAACACAGACACAAAUCGGACGUGCGUUAACAGCUGGAGAUGGACCCGCCUACAGUCAAAGCGCUAUUUGUCGGUUUGAAAAGCUUGACAUCACACCAAAAUCAGCUCAACGCAUUAAACCGGUAUUGGAGCGUUGGCUCGCGGAACUGGAGGGUCGUCGUCCUAAUGAUCAAAUGGCUUCACAUCCAACCAAUCUUGGAAAUAAAAACAGUGUCUGUGGAAGUGUCGGCAGCAGUCCGGAGGAUAGCGGGAUCUAUCGCGCCGACUGCGAGUCGGAUGAGUCUUGUGCCGGGAUUAGGAAGCGCAAGAGUCGAACAAAUUUCUCGGCUGAUGCGUUGGAGCGCCUCAAUCAUGAAUUCAACAUCAACAUGCAUCCGUCAGGUUCGAUUCUACUUACUCCAUGUGGUAAAUAUAAGAAGGCAAAGCUCAUUAAAAAUGAUUAA
Molecule: messenger RNA, 1215 nt
Organism: Echinococcus granulosus
Lineage: Eukaryota; Metazoa; Platyhelminthes; Cestoda; Cyclophyllidea; Taeniidae
Product: POU domain-containing transcription factor
Exons: 6
Coding region: 1-1215 (404 amino acids)
Biological process (GO): regulation of transcription by RNA polymerase II
Molecular function (GO): DNA-binding transcription factor activity, RNA polymerase II-specific; RNA polymerase II cis-regulatory region sequence-specific DNA binding
Source: RefSeq, a predicted model, not a curated record